GGCACUGUCCAGAUUUUGUCCCAGAUUGGGCAUGACACAGCAGUUUCUGAACAACAGAUGAGAAUUGUUAGAAAGCAGCAGGAGAAGAUCACUCUUUUAGAAAAGCGCUUGCCAGAUUAUCAGGCUGCACAUGAGAAAGCUGUGUAUAAGGUCAUCGCCAUUGUGGCAGACACCAAAAAGGUUGUGAAGCUGAUAAAUGUUGCAGAUCUGGCAGAAAUGAGGGCCUUACAAAAACCAACUCCCGACAUUGAAGAUUUGAUGGCUGCUAUUAUUAUGUUAU
Candidula unifasciata is the source of this 280-nucleotide messenger RNA. The record is from the annotation of a GenBank genome assembly. NCBI's taxonomy places the organism in Eukaryota, Metazoa, Mollusca, Gastropoda, Stylommatophora, Geomitridae.